CUUUGUCAUUCCAUGUCAUGAACUAAUUGAAGCACAUUGUUAUUAAGUUUAAUACAUUGCAUUGCAUCACCUCGUUUUUGUCCUCUCAAAGGUUCGCUAUUUGAAAGGAGUCAUAUGCACCCCGUCUUGAAGUGGUUGUCGGUUGUGACUCCGAUUGUAUCAAUAUUUUUGGGUGGUUAUUACUGGAGAUCUGUGUCCAUUUCUGCAACUCUUAAGCCUGACCUUACUACCGAUUACAGUAAAGGAGAGGAAGUUAUAAUGGCAGAUGCUAAGAGCAUUUAUGACAUUAAAUAUGUCGACAUUGAUGGAAAUGAGCAGUCCAUGGAACAAUACAGAGGACAUGUCCUGAUUGUCGUCAACGUCGCCUCGAAAUGCGGUUUCACCUGUGUAAAUUACAAAGAACUGACUGAACUGUAUGACAAAUAUUCGGAGAACGAAGGUUUGAGAAUUUUGGCCUUUCCGUGUAACCAGUUCGGAUCGCAGGAACCUUUGGGAGAAACAGAAAUAAAGGAAUUUGUCAAAGAAUAUGAUGUUAGAUACAACCUCGCAAGUAAAUCAAAUGUAAACGGGGACAACACGCACGCGUUAUGGACUUUGUUGAAGGACAGACAACGUGGAAUCUUGGGAACUACGUUGGUAAAGUGGAAUUUUACCAAAUUUUUGGUCGACAAAAAGGGAAAUGUUUUAAAAAGAUACGCUCCAAAUACAAACCCCAAGGCGAUGGAGAAAGAUAUUAUUGAGGCAUUCAAAUCAUAAGAAUAUUCCACUGUGCACAAAGCAGCUAUGUACAAAGUUAAAUUUAAAUUCAAUUUAUUGGUUUAAAUUAGACUCGUCAUGAUUGUUUUCAAUAAAUUUCAAUAAAUGAACCAAAAUGUA
This is a messenger RNA of Folsomia candida, 876 nucleotides long. RefSeq names its product glutathione peroxidase homolog BsaA. The record is from RefSeq and is a predicted model, not a curated record. Lineage: Eukaryota; Metazoa; Arthropoda; Collembola; Entomobryomorpha; Isotomidae. Bases 115 to 756 code for a protein of 213 amino acids. Gene Ontology annotation, molecular function: glutathione peroxidase activity. The transcript is spliced from 6 exons. Gene Ontology annotation, biological process: response to oxidative stress.